AUGAGCCGUAGACGACAAAAUAAUAAAGAACCUAAUCCAAGACAAAGAAUAUCAGACCAGCCUUCUGGUCGUCCUAACGUUAGUACAUCUAAAAAUCAAAAUGAUCGUAACAAGGGUAACAGAAACCAAAAGAGAGGAGGUGGUAAAAAUAACCGUGAUAACCGUGAUAACCGUGAUAAGUUAAGUCCAAUAUUACCGAACCUCUUUGAAAUCGUAAAGCCGGAAAAAAAAGGUUUUCGUGCGAUACCGAUUAUUCCAACUGAGAAGGAAAUUCUAGCACCACAACCGGAAGAUAUUCCAAUAAAUCGAAUUGAUAAACCAUACGAUUCAAUGGACGAGUAUCUAGAAACUCAUUAUAAAUUACUAAGAGAAGACUGUCUAAGACCUCUUCGUAAAGGUAUACAGUUUUUUCGAACAAAACCUGAAGAAAAUAAUCGAGAUUUACGAGUAUAUGUUAAGGUUAAUCUUGUGGGUGUAACAUUCGCAAAAAUUGGCGUUGUACAUCGCAUCAGCUUCAGAACCAAAGAUUUUGAGCGUGUUAAUUGGUCCACAAGCAAGCGUUUACUUCCCGGAACAUUAGUCGUCUUUUCAAAAGACAAUUUUGAUACAAUGAAGUUUGGAACAGUUGUAAGCCGACCUCUUGAGCUACUCGGGAAGAGUUUUGAUUUACAAAUUGAUGUUGAAUCAACUACAUCGUAUUUCGAAGCUUAUAGGCACGUCUUAAAUAUCCUUCAGGAAUUGGAUCCUGAAACGUUACCAUUUAAGGAACAUAUUGUUGAACGAAAAUUAGAAAUCGAAAUUCCAAAAUAUUUGAAUGCUAGAAUUCCCAUCUAUGAGCUUGGUAAAACAGAAGCGUUUCAAAACCUUGAAAAUUGUAUUGGCACAUCUAGGCUUAAUGUUCGUGAAAAAUGGGAUAAUUGGCCAACGAUAGAAGAAAUGAAAACUGAAUUACAUAUUUCACAAUACGAAGCAUUAAAGAGGAUGCUUACAUGUCGAUUAGCUUUAGUUCAAGGACCACCAGGUACAGGAAAAACUUAUGUGGGUCUUACUGCAGUUAGAAUUUUACUAGAGAAUCUUCCAGGUACUAUUGUUGUUGCGUGUCAAACAAAUCAUGCGUUAGAUCAAUUCCUUGAAGGCAUUCAACUUUAUGAGGAAAAUAUUAUUAGACUAGGUUCAAGAUCUUCUUCAACUCUAAUCAAACCGCGUACAUUGUUUAAUAUACGAAGCGAUAUGAAAUCGUCUAAUAAUACAAAUUUUAGAAAUCGGAAUCUUAAUCUUUUCUUUGUUAAAAGAAAGAAGAUUGAGGAUGAAAUGAAAGAUUUAUGUAAAGAGAUAGGGAAGCCAUGUCUUGAAUUGGAUUUUAUCAAAGAACAGGGAUAUCUCACAGAUGAGCAAAUUUCGAGUCUUAAACAAGAUGAUUGGUAUUCAAGUAGUUCAGCCGGUAACGAUGACAGCGAUAGAGACUAUAUACAAGAAUGGCUAGAAGCCUCAAUCUCUGCUGCAGCUUCGAAGCAAAAUGAACUUGAUUAUCAGUUUUUCCAAUUCUUGUCGGAAGAUUACGGGGAUCAAGGAAUUGAUGGUGGUCAGCUUACAAGCGGUGACUUUUUAGAAUUAAGGAAUGAAAAAUGUAUAAAGUCGGAUGUAUACGUUAGUGAAGAUAUGAUACGUGAAUAUUCUUCCGCUGAAGAUUUAUGGUCUAUACCUCAAGAAGUCCGUGUAGAAAUGCAUAGACGUUGGCGUCGUGUAAGACUGGAAGAAAUUUUUGAUCGACUUAAACACCUUUGUGAGCAAUAUCUCAAAUUUUCUGAGCAGAUAAAAACCGAAAGGAUUCGUGAAGAUUUGUUUAUUCUCAAAGGGGCUCGCGUUGUUGGGAUGACCACUACAGCCGCAGCCAAAUAUCAUGAUUUACUGAUUAAUUUGGCACCAAAAAUCAUGAUUAUUGAAGAAGCCGCCGAGACUUUGGAAGCACACAUUGUGACCGCUCUUACACCUGCGACUGAACAUUUGAUUCUUAUUGGCGACCAUCAACAACUUCGGCCAAAUACUUCUGUGCAUGAUCUUGCCAAAAAUCAUCAUUUGGAUGUUUCAUUGUUUGAACGGUUGACAAAAUUCUUGCCAUAUUGUCAACUCACUGAACAACGCCGUAUGCGACCGGAGAUCAGAGAAUUGCUCACACCAAUUUAUAAAGAUGUCCUCACAGAUCACGAUAAUGUAUGUAACUAUCCUAAUGUUCCAGGUUUUUGUAAUGAUCUCUUUUUCUUUGAUCACCAAGAAGAGGAGGUUCACGAAGAAGAUACGAUGAGUAAAAAAAACAAGUUUGAGGCAGAGAUGUGUACCAAAUUUACCAACUAUCUUGUGAAAGGUGGAACGAAUGCAAAAAAAAUUACCAUUUUAAGUAUGUACUCUGGUCAAAGGAAACUCAUUGAUAAGUUAUUAAGAGAUGAAUCUCGUAAUACACCAGAAAUUGUAGAUGUUCGUGUAUGUUCGGUGGAUGGCUUUCAAGGAGAGGAAAAUGAUAUAAUUCUUUUGUCCUUGGUAAGAAGCCGUGAACCACGACAGAGUAUAGGUUUUUUGAAUGUGUCCAACAGAGUUUGCGUUGCUUUAUCACGAGCUAAACAUGGAAUGUAUAUUUUUGGCAAUGUAUCACAAUUAAAAAUGCAAUCUGAGCUUUGGCGAGAAGUUUUGAGAAUACUUGAAAAAUCUGGACGUUGCGGUCAAUCUAUUGACCUGUAUUGUCAAAAACAUUCUAACCCUAAUAAAGAAGAAUGGCCACGUGGUGUGGUGAUAACUGAAGUUACAUGGUCUGCUGAAAUACCACCUGAAGGUGGUUGUAUGAGGGAAUGUGAAGAGGUUAUGGAAUGUGGUCACAUUUGUCCAAAUAAAUGUCAUAUAUUUCCACAUAAUACUUGUAAGGAAAAAUGCAUCCGGAAAUUCCCUUCUUGUGGUCAUUCAUGUUCCAAACGAUGUGACGAUCCUUGUGGAAAUUGUGAACAAAUGGUUGUGUUUCGCCCACCAUGUGGACACGAAAAAGAAGUGUUUUGCUACGUAAAACAAUCACCUGGUAAUUAUAGAUGUAAGGAGACGUGUUCUAAAAAAUUACCAUGCGGGCAUCAGUGUGAAGAGAUUUGCUCAUCACCCUGGUGUACAACGAUGUGCCGAACUAUGGUUAAAUUUGGAUAUCCUGAUUGUAAUCAUGUAAAUCGUUCCCCUUGUUAUGAUUAUAACGCUAAAGAAAUUAAGAAAUGUCCUUAUUGCUAG
Molecule: messenger RNA, 3258 nt
Organism: Funneliformis caledonium
Lineage: Eukaryota; Fungi; Glomeromycota; Glomeromycetes; Glomerales; Glomeraceae
Source: the annotation of a GenBank genome assembly